AGCCUUUCCAGGUUUCUUUUCCGCUUUGCUCCCACCCUGCUGUUGGAUUUGAGAUCAUGUCGCUUAAUAUUGUAGCUUUUGGAAAUGAAAGAGAUGGUUUUUCUGAGGACAAUCAGCAGCUCAGUCUGAUCUGGAGCUAUCUCGGGAGAAGUGCUCUCAUUUCCCAGAUGGACAGCAGCUUGUCUGCCAGUCACGUUGGAAACCCAGGUUUUACUGAGUAUCAAGCCUGCAUAUUUGGAAAUGUCAGACUGGUGGUACACGACUGUCCUGUCUGGGAUAUAUUUGACAGUGACUGGUACACUUCCUGCAGGCUUAUUGGAGGAGCUGAUAUUAUUGUGAUUAAAUACUCUGUCAAUGACAAGACUUCAUUUCAAGAACUAAAGGACAGCUAUGUGCCAAUGGUAAAAAAAGUACUAAAUCACUGCUCAAUUCCAGUAAUAAUUUCUGCUAUUGGUGCAAGAAAAAACGGAGUACCUUGCACCUGUCCCCUGUGCACUUCAGACAGGAGGAGCUGUGUCACAACCUCUGAAGGAGUUCAGCUUGCAAAGGAACUUGGAGCCACCUACCUUGAACUGCACACUCUUAAUGACUUCUACAUCCAGAAAUACUUUGGAGGAGUGCUGGAAUAUUUUAUGAUCCAAAGUUUGAAUCAGAAGUCAUCUGAAAAAAUGAAGAAAAGGAAAAAGACGCAGAAGUGCCAUCAAGUCCAACCACCUCAGCUUGAACAACCAGAAAAGAUGCCGAUCCUGAAGGGUGAAGCCUCGCACUACAAUGCAGACCUGCACAACCUGCUCUGCUGCUGCCAAUGUGCAGAUGUGGCCUUCUACCCUGAGGACCUCAGCACAGCAGUGGAGGCUCACAAGAUCAUCCUCUGCUCUGUCAGCCACCUCUUCAUGCUGCUCUUCGGGGUGAAGAGCCCGUCUGACACCCAUGACGCCUCUGUCGUACAGCUGGCACAGAGCCUCUUUGCGGUGGAGGCAGGGGAUCCCUUCCCCUCCUCCCCCCAUGGUGUCCCACCCUGUGUCCCACCAGUCAGGGUAGUGGUGAAGGAUUCUGUCUUCUGUUCUUGUCUCCCAGACAUCCUCCACUUCAUUUAUUCAGGUGCUUUCCAGUGGGAGCGAUUAGAAGAGGACAUAAGAAAGAAGCUGAAGGAUCCAGAUAAAACAGAACAUGUGCUUGAGAAAGUUAAAUGCAUGCUGAAAACUCCAGGGAGGCCAAACACUGUAAAGGACUGCAAGUCUCACCAGAUAAAACAGCUGUAUAAUAUUUCUCUCAGGCUGUUCUUUAACACACCUGUGCUGGCUGAUGUAAUCUUCAAAAUACAAGGUGCAACUGUACCAGCCCACAGGGCAGUUCUGGUCGCUCGCUGUGAGGUUAUGGCAGCUAUGUUUAAUGGUAAUUAUCUAGAAGCAAAUAGCAUUCUGGUUCCAGUGUAUGGGGUUUCCAAAGACACUUUCCUGUCCUUCUUAGAGUACCUUUACACUGACUCCUGCUGCCCAGCCAGUAUUCUUCAAGCGAUGUCUCUGCUGAUCUGUGCAGAGAUGUACCAAGUAAUGAGACUCCAGCAUAUUUGUGAACUUUACAUCAUCACGCAGCUUCAGAGCAUGCCUAGCAGAGAACUGGCUUCCACAAGCCUCAGUAUUGUUAGCUUGCUCAAAAAAGCUAAGUUUCACAAUUCUGAUUGCCUUUCAACUUGGCUUCUUCAUUUUAUUGCCACUAACUACCUCAUCUUCAGUCAAAAGCCUGAAUUUCAAGAACUUUCAGUGGAAGAGCGCAAUUUUGUAGAGAUGCACCGAUGGCCUUCAAACUUGUACCUAAAGCAGCUUGCUGAUUACAGGAGCUAUAUCCACUCUCAGAAAUGCCACUGCACAGUAAUGUAAAGAGGCUGAAUUCACUCAAAGUGCAUCUCAACUGCAAAAUUUCGGAUUAGGGAUUAUAUAGAAUAUAAAAAACAUGUAAAGAGUGAAACCUGA
This is a messenger RNA of Vidua macroura (Pin-tailed whydah), 1973 nucleotides long. RefSeq names its product Rho related BTB domain containing 3 (gene RHOBTB3). Gene Ontology annotation, molecular function: GTP binding; GTPase activity; ubiquitin protein ligase binding. The record is from RefSeq and is a predicted model, not a curated record. Gene Ontology annotation, biological process: proteasome-mediated ubiquitin-dependent protein catabolic process; regulation of proteolysis. NCBI's taxonomy places the organism in Eukaryota, Metazoa, Chordata, Aves, Passeriformes, Viduidae. The coding region runs from base 57 to 1880 and encodes 607 amino acids. The transcript is spliced from 12 exons. Gene Ontology annotation, cellular component: cytoplasm.